Molecule: messenger RNA, 2119 nt
Organism: Microcebus murinus (gray mouse lemur)
Lineage: Eukaryota; Metazoa; Chordata; Mammalia; Primates; Cheirogaleidae
Gene: GPR143
Product: G protein-coupled receptor 143
Biological process (GO): G protein-coupled receptor signaling pathway; regulation of calcium-mediated signaling; melanosome organization
Cellular component (GO): melanosome membrane; plasma membrane
Molecular function (GO): L-DOPA receptor activity; dopamine binding; L-tyrosine binding
Source: RefSeq, a predicted model, not a curated record
UUAGCGGAGGGCACGGCCCCCACCGCGCCUGGCGCCUUUUCUGCAAGAACGGGGGUUGGGGCGGAGGGGAGAGCCAGGGCGCGUGAUGCCCCCAGCCCGCCCAGCACAUGACCCAGGCGGGCCGGUGGGGUCCUGGCACUCCGCGCCGCGUCCCCCAGCAGGGCCAUGGCCUCCCCUCGCCUGGGGACCUUCUGCUGCCCCACGCGGGACGCGGCCACGCAGCUCGUGCUGAGCUUCCAGCCGCGGGCGUUCCACGCGCUGUGCCUGGGCAGCGGCGCGCUCCGCCUGGCGCUGGGCCUCCUGCAGCUGCUGCCCCGGCGCCGGCCCGCGGGUGCCGGCGCCCCCGCCACCUCCCCGCCAGCCUCGGUCCACAUCCUGCGCGCCGCCGCCGUCUGCGAUGUGCUCGGCUGCCUGGGUAUUGUAAUCCGCUCUACGGUGUGGUUGGCAUGCCCAGAUUUCGUCGAAAGCAUCUCUGAUGUGAACGGGACAGACAUUUGGCCUGCUGCUUUCUGCGUGGGGAGCGCGAUGUGGAUCCAGCUGCUGUACAGCGCCUGCUUCUGGUGGCUGUUUUGCUAUGCGGUCGACGCCUACCUGGUGAUCCGGAGAUCCGCGGGGCUGAGCACCGUGCUGCUGUACCACAUCAUGGCGUGGGGCCUGGCCACCCUGCUGUGCGUGGAGGGAGCCGCCAUGCUGUACUACCCCUCCGUGUCCAGGUGUGAGAGGGGCCUGGACCAUGCCAUCCCCCACUACGUCACCACGUACUUGCCGCUGCUGCUGGUGCUCGUGGCCAACCCCAUCCUGUUCCAAAAGACGGUGGCCGCAGUAGCCUCUCUGCUGAAAGGAAGACAAGGCAUUUACACCGAGAACGAGAGAAGGAUGGGAGCCGUGAUCAAGAUCCGAUUUUUCAAAAUCAUGCUGGUUUUGAUGAUCUGUUGGUUGUCAAAUAUCAUCAAUGAGAGCCUUUUAUUCUAUCUUGAAAUGCAAACGGACAUCAAUGGAGGCUCUUUGAAACCUGUUAGAAAUGCAGCCAAGACCACGUGGUUUAUUAUGGGGAUGCUGAAUCCAGCCCAGGGAUUUCUCCUGUCGCUGGCCUUCUACGGCUGGGUAGGGUGCAGCCUGGAGUUUCAGUCUCCCAGGAAGGAGAUCCAGUGGGAAUCGCUGACCACCUCGGCUGCCGAGGGGGCUCACCCGGCUCCGAGGGGCUCCCACGAGCCCCACGAAACCCCCGAUUCCAGAAAGGUGUUGAGACUCGGUGGGCAGACUUCUGACGAAGCCCUGAGCAUGCUGUCUGAAGGUAACACCCACCUGCCAGGGCCCCACAGCUGCCCUUGCAAAUCCUUUACCAAACAACAGGUGGCCCAGUGUGGAGGGGCGUCCUGGUGCGAACACUGAACUUUGGGGUGCGAAUGGAAAGUUCUGGUUGCUGACAAUGACUCCACUCUUGCAUUUUGCCAUCUACCUCUCCUUUCAUAUUCCAGUGGUGCCUGUCAUUCAUUCAUUUACGGCGUUACACGGUAGCCAUAAUUCUCGCUGGUUCCCUGUUGGGUUAGAUGGCAUCUUGGUUUUUAUUUUCCUAAAUAUUAAGGGGGUACAAAUGUAUUUGUUACAUGGAUAGCCUUUGUGGAUGGCACUUUGAAUAUGGGAUACAUUGUCACGUUAAGCCCUUUGACACAUUGGCUGCGAGGCAAGGAAUGUUAUGAUGUGGCCUUCGGGUUAUAGGUGCAGUCUAAUCGGUCCCACCCGCCGGCCAGGGCUGACGCCUCGGAUCUGUGCUUUUCACACGGAGACUCUAGCACUGGGGUCUUCAAGCUGUGCUCUGAGGAACAGUAACGUGGUGCUUCAGCCAUCCAGUAAAUGGUUCAAAUUCCAUCCCAAAGUUCACGUGAUAAAAAUCAUGCAUACUUAAAAUGUGUUGGCUACCAAGCAUUGACCCACAAACCCACUGACUUGGCCUGCUAGGGUCGCUAGCCUGUGUGGGGGGUCCGGAAUAUGUUCUUCACUUAAGUGAAGACUUAAGUCCUCAGAUAGCAAGGUGAACCACUUAAAAGCUGUUCCAUUUUCAGCUCCUCAGCCAUUUAAAACUAGAUUUUUUUUUUUUAAGAUAAACUCUCAUUCUGUC